Pomacea canaliculata is the source of this 1081-nucleotide messenger RNA. RefSeq lists its product as uncharacterized. Lineage: Eukaryota; Metazoa; Mollusca; Gastropoda; Architaenioglossa; Ampullariidae. The record is from RefSeq and is a predicted model, not a curated record. The coding region runs from base 42 to 701 and encodes 219 amino acids. The transcript has a single exon.
AAUAAAAUAAAAAACCCUAUGAAAACACAGUCACUAUAACAAUGGCUCUUCCUUUCGUCAAACACAUUUACCAAGUGCACCGAACUCCUUGCACACUAUUAAAACUCACUGUCUUGGCUCUAAAAUGGGGGAUUGAGCAUGAAGAAAAGGCCAAGCAGGAAUACCUCAGCAAAAUGAAAGGGGAACAUCGUUCUUUUAUUAUGAUUGAGUCAGGGCUCCACAUGAACCCUGAGUAUCCUGUUUUUGGGGCCUCACCAGAUGCCAUGAUAUCAUGUGAGUGCUGUGGUGCUGGAUGUGUAGAAAUUAAGUGUCCUGCCAGACUGAAAUCAAAAGACGCUACACACCAAGACCUAGACUUUUUGAAACUGGACAAUGAUCGGCAGCCAGUAGGACUCCAGGAGAAACAUGCGUACUAUUUCCAAGUACAGUGCCAGAUGCACAUCGCCAAACAAAGUUAUUGUGACUUUGUUGUCUGGUCACCGCACCUACUGCUCCUCAAAAUAAGAAUUUUCCUGAUCAGGAAUUCUGGGAGGAAAAAUCUCUGCAGGCUGCAAUGUUUCACAAGGAAUGUGUCAUGCCCGAGAUCCUGGCACACUAUUUCUCAACUAAGAGAAAGUCUUUGGCAACAUUUAACUUGCCAACAUCAUCUGCACAAAAGAAGUUCUGUGUGUGUGGGGGAGCUGAUGACGGACGACCCAUGAUUCACUGCAUUAGUGAAAACUGUCCAUACAAGCAGUGGUUUCACCUUGAAUGUAUUAAACUGAAGCGUGUACCCAAAAAAACAUGGCUCUGUCACCACUGCAGGAAAUGAUGAAGUUUAUAUUUUCUACAGACUUCAUACAACAUGAUAAUUGAAGAGACAAAUGUUGCAAUAAAUGUAUAUGUAUAAUAUUAAAUACUAACAGUACAUAGUGACACAUAAAAUUAUAUAUGUUGGACGUAGAGACAAUAUCAAGGUGUUGUAAAUAAUUGUCUUUAUUGUUUUAUAAACUUUUGCACAUUCAAAUACAUAUUUAUUAAUCCUUUCCAGAAAACUUUUGUGUCUGCUGACAGAACAUAACUUUACAUAAAAAAUCAUUAC